AUGAAGUCAAAAGUACCGUUAGCGGGCCGUCGCGGCGAAGCUGACCCGUUGAAUUCAUCAAAGAAGAGGGCUGGCAAUGCCCAGAAGCCGGGAGAGUGGGGGCGUGCAUGGAGUGUCGAUCUACUGAGCAUGCUUGCAGUCCUCUUCGUCCUUUGCUGUUGCCCCGUGCUACCCAUCUAUUACUACAUUUCAUGUACAGAUUACCAAUGUGAACUGAGCACGCCAAUCACCAAGCUUGUAGCAGGUGACGUCACUUUGACGCAACUGUGGCAACAUGUCCCAAGUGUCACUGCUAAAGCCGCCGCGCUGUACGCAAUUUGGUUUACAUUCCAGGUUAUACUAUGGUACCUUCCCGACGUGUGUCACUACAUCAUCCCUGGGUAUCGUGGCGGCGUGUGUCUCGGUGCCGUCACCCCUGCCGGUAACCGUCUUAGCUACGGAGUCAACGGUCUCCAGGCUUGGAUCAUCUCCAAUGCUCUUUUCCUCGCAAACGCCUUCCACUUCCGCUGGUUCUCCCCGACGAUCAUCGUGGACAAUUACGGCCCCUUGCUGAUCAUGGCCAACAUCAUGGGGUACAGUGUGAGUAUCUUCGCCAUGGUCAAGGCGUACCUCUUCCCUUCCUUCAAAUCCGAUCGCAAAUUUAGUGGGAACAUCCUCUACGAUUUCCUGAUGGGGAUCGAGUUCAACCCGCGCAUCGGGAAAUGGUUCGACUUCAAGUUGUUCUACAACGGUCGACCUGGGAUAGUAGCCUGGACGAUCAUCAACAUGUCGUACGCGUGGAAGCAGUACGAGUUGCACGGACACUUGACCAACUCCAUGGUGUUGGUGAAUGGUCUCCAGGCUAUCUAUGUUGUGGACUUCUUCUGGAACGAAGCUUGGUACCUGAACACCAUUGACAUGCACCAUGACCAUUUUGGUUUUAUGCUGGGAUGGGGAGACUCAGUGUGGCUGCCGACCAUGUACACACUACAGGGCUUCUUCUUGGUCUUCAACCCAGUCCAUCUCUCGCAAGCAGCCGCUGGUGGCGUCCUUUUCCUCGGUCUAUCCGGCUACUACAUCUUCCGCGCAGUCAACCACCAGAAGGAUUCAUUCCGUCGCUCCGACGGCCAGGCCACCGUCUGGGGGAGCAAACCCAAGUACAUGAAGGUGGAGUACUACAGCUCAGACAACAAGAAGCGACAAAGCAAGCUUCUUCUCUCCGGUUGGUGGGGCAUAGCACGGCACAUGAACUACACCGGAGAUCUUAUGGGGUCGUUGGCUUACUGUCUGGCGUGUGGUGUGACCCAUCUACACCCGUACUUCUACAUCAUCUUUAUGACCAUCUUAUUGGUGCAUCGAUGUGUACGGGAUGAGCAUAGAUGUAAGGCUAAGUAUGGAUCAGCGUGGGAUGAAUAUACAGCCAAGGUGCCGUAUAGACUUAUACCAAUGCUGUUUUAG
Asterias rubens (European starfish) is the source of this 1437-nucleotide messenger RNA. RefSeq names its product 7-dehydrocholesterol reductase-like. Gene Ontology annotation, molecular function: 7-dehydrocholesterol reductase activity. Gene Ontology annotation, biological process: brassinosteroid biosynthetic process; cholesterol biosynthetic process. The coding region runs from base 1 to 1437 and encodes 478 amino acids. NCBI's taxonomy places the organism in Eukaryota, Metazoa, Echinodermata, Asteroidea, Forcipulatida, Asteriidae. Gene Ontology annotation, cellular component: endoplasmic reticulum membrane. The record is from RefSeq and is a predicted model, not a curated record. The transcript has 4 exons.